GAGUAAAAACCUCAUCUGUAGCAACCUCCAUCUUUGCACUUGAUUGUUUUGGAAUCUCGACAAUGAAAUUGAAUACACCAUCUCCCAAAUGCAAUGGUAUAUCAUGCCAUGGGGAAAUCUGCACACAGAAUAAAUCGUCGAGGAAGAAUACGCGCCGGCUUUUUUGCCCCGACGACCUGUUGUUGCUUUUGAAGAGGAAACUGAGGCUUCGAGGUUUUCCUCUCAGCGGAGCUCUCGAGAGCAGACUGCCGGAGAUGGCGUGGCCCGCCGACGCAAUCACUCUCGUGGCCGCCAUUUUUGUCGAUGAGCGAGAGAGCUCUGUGGGCCGUAUUUGCAGCAGCUCGACACGCGGCCUGAAGAGGAAAAACGUUAAGAAGCUGAAGGACAGAACGCAUAACCCACCUUUAGUUCGGGGGAAGCAGGGUGCCAUUGGGGAGGGCCACUUUCCG
Messenger RNA from Striga asiatica, 449 nucleotides. NCBI's taxonomy places the organism in Eukaryota, Viridiplantae, Streptophyta, Magnoliopsida, Lamiales, Orobanchaceae. The record is from the annotation of a GenBank genome assembly.